This is a messenger RNA of Ogataea philodendri, 1044 nucleotides long. RefSeq lists its product as uncharacterized. Bases 1 to 1044 code for a protein of 347 amino acids. The record is from RefSeq and is a predicted model, not a curated record. The transcript has a single exon. NCBI's taxonomy places the organism in Eukaryota, Fungi, Ascomycota, Pichiomycetes, Pichiales, Pichiaceae. Gene Ontology annotation, molecular function: oxidoreductase activity, acting on the CH-OH group of donors, NAD or NADP as acceptor.
AUGACUUCUGACUCUUUUGUCCCCGAAGGCUCAACCGUCCUAGUGACUGGUGGAACUGGAUUCAUAGGCGCCCAUUGUAUUCAGAUUUUACUCGAACAAGGAUUCAACGUCAAAGCUGCAGCCAGAUCUCAAGAGAAGGCUGACCAGAUGGCCCAAGUAUUCGACAAAUAUAAAAAUCAACUCUCUUUUGGCAUUAUUGAGGACAUUACGGACUACAAUUCUCUAGUCAAUUUAGUCAAAGGCUGCACUGCAAUUUUGCAUUUGGCCAGUCCAUAUACUUAUGCCGUCAAUGAUUUCAAGAAAGAGCUACUUGAUCCCGCCUUGAAGGGAACGUUGACAAUUCUCGAGGCAGCAAAUCAAGAGAAAUCAAUCAAGCGCAUUGUGAUCACUUCUUCCUUUGCGGCGGUGUUUGAUGCAACCAAAGGGUUGCAACCAGGAGUUGCCUUAACCGAAAGAGAUUUCUCACCUCUUACAUACGAGGAUGGAAUCAAGACCUCCGACCCAGCUGUUGCAUAUCGCGCUUCCAAAAUUGUUAGCGAGAGAGCGGCCUGGGAUUUCGUGAAAGACAAGAGGCCGGCAUUUGAUAUAGUGGUGCUCUGUCCACCAAUGGUUUACGGCCCUCUGGUCAGUACUAAGACCUUAAAAUCGCUGGACCAGCUCAACUUUAGUAAUUCGACUAUAUGGAAUAUGGCUACAAGCGGAUCCAACUCAAGUGUUCCACCAACCAAGGGACCCGUUUUUGUGGACGUGAGAGAUCUCGCAUAUGCUCAUUAUCAAUCAUUGGUUGUUCCUGAAGCAUCCAAUCAAAGAUUUAUGGUUUCUGCAGGUGUUUUCAGCAACCAAGAAAUUUGUGAUGCUUUGAGGGAGCAGCUGAGCCCAGCAAGAGCAAAGAAGGUUCCUGUUGGAACACCUAACAAAAUUCUUGACCCGGAACACUUUACCACAGACUCUACUAAGGCCAUUGAAGUAUUAGGAAUGUCAUUCAGACCAGUCAAUGAGCCAGUUGUUGAUCUUGUCAAUCAGCUUUACGAUUUUCUAGGAUAA